UCCUCUCGCUAUCUCUCUAUCUUUUUCCGUAUUGUCCUUUUUCUUUUCGUGUGUUUCUAUCUCUACACUGUUAUCAUACACCUCAGUUUCAAUGGCAACUGAAGAGCUCAGCAAAUUUGCUUUUCCUUUUCUUUUUUCUUUUUAUUUGGCUUAUUUUCGGUACUAUGCAUUAUUUGUGCUUGAAGCUUAGGAUUUUCUAGUGCCUAUUUGCUAUAAGGAUUGCUGCAACUUAAAUUUAUGAUAAAUCUCAAACAAAAUAUGAAUUUGAUUAUCUGAAAUACAUACACAGCACUAAGAAGUUGUAGGAAAAUUGUGGAAGAGGAAUCUGCGAAAAUGGAUACAAUCUGUUUUUUGCUGAAAAAAUUCCAUGUGAUUAGGUGUUGGAAGGCUGUGAGGUUGAUAUUGGCCCAACAACUCCGGCCGCAUCUGCCUCACCCACUUUUCCUUGGCUUGCAUCUCUCUCCAAAUUCCCAUUUUUGUCGUGUCUUAGAUUUCGCUCAUGUGGCCCUCCAAGAUUCUUGCUUUCCAUCUAUAUUGCAUCUCUCUCUCUCUCUCUCACCAACCACCACUUGUUGCAUUUUAUAUGUUGACAUCGUCAAAUUCCUACUCCAUGAUUCUUGCAGGCAACCACGCCCUAUCUUUUGAUUUUAAUACGCUCUCACUGGGAACUAACUAAAUUCUUUCUAGUGGGUUUUCCCUCUUAAUUUAACUAUCGUAUCCGCGGUGUAUUGUCUGUGAUUUCAAAUCUUAUAUUGCAUAUCAUAUUUAAGUGCCGAAGGGGCGUGGUCUUUUUGGCUUUGCAACACUCAUCUGGGAUUGAAGGGAAAGAGUAAAAGGCAGUUUUCUGUUUUGAAAGGCAUUUAGAGAGUGGAGAAGUCCCAAUUUGUUUGUUGUGGUAAACAGUUUGGUGUCUAAAGCAACUUCACAGAGAGUAUUGUGUGUAAAUGGGGGAUGUAGCUAAAGAUCUAACCGCUGGGACUGUGGGAGGAGCAGCACAGUUGAUAUGCGGGCAUCCGUUUGACACCAUUAAGGUCAAGCUCCAAAGUCAACCUGUUCCACUUCCUGGACAGGCUCCAAGAUAUUCCGGUGCCAUAGAUGCCGUGAAGCAAACAUUAGCUGCCGAAGGUCCAAGGGGCUUGUACAAAGGCAUGGGAGCCCCACUUGCUACUGUGGCAGCCUUUAAUGCAGUGCUCUUCACUGUUCGUGGCCAAAUGGAGGCCUUCUUGCGGUCUUCUCCUGGUACUCCUCUUACUGUCGGCCAGCAGGUUGUUUGUGGAGCUGGAGCUGGUGUCGCUGUCUCCUUCCUGGCUUGCCCCACUGAAUUGAUCAAAUGCAGAUUACAAGCCCAGAGUUCGAUAGCAACUUCUGGGCCGGCAGUUCCUUCUGGGCCGGGUGUUCCUUCCGUGUCAGCUGCUGCUGUUGCUGUCAAAUAUGGCGGGCCCAUGGAUGUGGCAAGACACGUUCUUCGGUCAGAAGGAGGCGCGCGGGGUCUGUUCAAGGGGUUGCUCCCAACCUUUGCGCGUGAAAUUCCUGGAAACGCAGCUAUGUUUGGCGUGUAUGAAGGACUAAAGCAGUAUCUUGCAGGAGGGCAGGACACUUCUAGUUUGGGAAGAGGUUCACUAAUACUGGCUGGAGGGUUAGCCGGAGCUUCGUUCUGGGGCUCUGUUUAUCCGACAGAUGUUGUCAAGAGUGUGCUGCAAGUCGACGACUACAAGAACCCCAAGUAUUCGGGCUCUGUCGAUGCAUUCAGAAAGAUAUUGAAGUCGGAAGGGGUGAAGGGCCUGUACAAGGGAUUCGGGCCUGCAAUGGCCCGAAGUAUUCCUGCAAAUGCUGCUUGCUUCUUGGCAUAUGAAGUUACUAGGUCUAGUUUAGGAUGAUUACCACUUAUAUCUUGCUUCAACUUUCCAAUUGAAAAUGUGAAUAUUUCAUAGCAGAGAAGAGCCAUAAUCAUUUCCAUAUUGGCACUUCUUAAAUUGCUCUCGUUUUAUCAUAAUCAAAUAUUGAGUUGGAAUUUUCUAUCAUCAA
This is a messenger RNA of Salvia miltiorrhiza (redroot sage), 2025 nucleotides long. RefSeq names its product mitochondrial carnitine/acylcarnitine carrier-like protein. Lineage: Eukaryota; Viridiplantae; Streptophyta; Magnoliopsida; Lamiales; Lamiaceae. The record is from RefSeq and is a predicted model, not a curated record. Gene Ontology annotation, molecular function: L-ornithine transmembrane transporter activity. Gene Ontology annotation, biological process: mitochondrial L-ornithine transmembrane transport. The transcript is spliced from 4 exons. The coding region runs from base 945 to 1877 and encodes 310 amino acids.